This is a messenger RNA of Panicum virgatum (switchgrass), 623 nucleotides long. RefSeq names its product molybdate transporter 1-like. The record is from RefSeq and is a predicted model, not a curated record. Gene Ontology annotation, molecular function: molybdate ion transmembrane transporter activity. The transcript has a single exon. NCBI's taxonomy places the organism in Eukaryota, Viridiplantae, Streptophyta, Magnoliopsida, Poales, Poaceae. Gene Ontology annotation, biological process: molybdate ion transport. The coding region runs from base 27 to 389 and encodes 120 amino acids.
ACCUGGUGGGGUGCUGGUUAGGCGCCAUGCCGUGCUGCCACGGCGCCGGCGGGCUGGCGGGGCAGUACAAGUUCGGCGGGCGGAGCGGCGGGUGCGUGGCGGCGCUGGGCGCGCUGAAGCUGACGCUGGGGCUGGCUCUGGGCGGCUCCAUGCUGCGCGUGCUGGCGGAGUUCCCCGUGGGGCUCCUCGGCGUGCUGCUGCUCUUCGCCGGCGUCAAGCUCGCCGUCGCUGCCAGAGACAUGGCCUCCAAGGCCGAGGCGUUCGUCAUGCUGCUCUGCACUGCCGUGUCGCUCGUCGGCUCCAGCGCCGCGCUGGGCUUCCUCUGCGGCAUGGUCGCGCACGGCCUGCUCAUGCUCAGGGCAUGGGCGAUGGGGGUCAGGCUGAGCUAGUCACUAAGCAGCUAGCGCCAGUGAUCCUCAUUCAGGAUCAGGUCGUGUGUGUUGUAAAUUGUGUGUGAAUUGCUCUUACUAUGAUUGUGAGUGAUUCUGUGUCUGCAUAAUGUCCCAAUCCUGUCACUUCUCGUUGACUGGGCAAUUUCAUCUUCAACAAGGUUAUCACUACAGCCCUCUCCAUGGCUGAAUGAACAAGGGUGAUGCUUCUUCCGCGGCUGCACAUCGCCGCCU